Molecule: messenger RNA, 1004 nt
Organism: Opisthocomus hoazin
Lineage: Eukaryota; Metazoa; Chordata; Aves; Opisthocomiformes; Opisthocomidae
Source: RefSeq, a predicted model, not a curated record
CAUGGCCAACGUGCUCUGUAACAGAGCAAGAUUGGUCACCUACCUACCAGGGUUUUAUUCCUUAGUCAAAAGAGUUGUAAAUCCCAAGGCUUUUUCUACAGCAGGUUCUUCUGGCUCAGACGAGCCUCGUGUUGCUGCUGCGCCUCCCGAUUUAUGUCCGAGAACUGUGUGGCCAGAUGAAGUAAUGGGUCCAUUUGGUCCUCAGGACCAGAGAUUCCAGUUGCCUGGUAAUAUUGGUUUUGACUGUCACCUGGAUGGCACUGCUUCUCAGAAGAAAAGCCAAGUUUCAAAAAGUCUGCCUGAUGUAUUAGCAGAGCUGUCAGCAAGUGAAAGGCAUGAAUUUGUAAUGGCACAAUAUGUAAAUGAAUUUCAGGGUGCUGAUGUUCCUCAGAAACAGCAAAUAAAUAACGCUGAAACUUACUUUGAAAAUGCAAAGGUAGAAUGUGCCGUACAAGCUUGUCCCGAGCUGUUACGAAAAGACUUUCAGUCAAUGUUUCCAGAAGUGAAUGCCAACUGUUUGACAGUAUUAACUGUCACCCAGAAGACUAAAAAUGAUAUGACUGCCUGGAGUCAAGAAGUGGAGGAUGAGAGAGAAAUGCUGUUAGAAAAUUUCAUUAAUGGUGCCAAGGAAAUUUGCUACGCAAUUUGUUCUGAAGGCUACUGGGCUGACUUCAUUGAUCCAUCCUCAGGACUGGCAUUUUUUGGACCUUACACAAACAACACUCUGUUUGAAACAGAUGAACGCUACCGCCACUUGGGGUUUUCCAUUGAUGAUCUUGGCUGCUGCAAAGUUAUUCGUCAUAUCCUCUGGGGCACUCAUGUGGUUGUAGGAAGUAUUUUCACUAAUGCUGAACCCGACAGCCCUAUCAUGAGAAAACUGAGUGGUAACUAGCAGUCAUCAGGAGUUUCUCAAGUUCUUACGACCUCUGCAUUCUUUAGCCUGAUGAUUCUCUCUAAGCAUUUUCACUUUAAUGUAUUCUUAGAUAAUAAAGUAGCUGUUACUU